This is a messenger RNA of Entamoeba dispar SAW760, 1080 nucleotides long. RefSeq lists its product as uncharacterized. The coding region runs from base 1 to 1080 and encodes 359 amino acids. The record is from RefSeq and is a predicted model, not a curated record. NCBI's taxonomy places the organism in Eukaryota, Evosea, Mastigamoebida, Endamoebidae. The transcript has a single exon.
AUGUUUGUCUUAGUACUAUGCAUACACUUAACUCUUGCCCAAUGUUAUAAAGAUGGUGUAGUCACAAUAAAUAAUAAAGAUUCAUGUUUAACACCAAGUCAAGGUAGUGGAGAUAUAGCUCUUGAACAAAAUGGUAUUGAAGAUUAUAAAGGAUUUAGUUGGAUACGAAUUGUAUUGAAAUCAGGAUCAAAAACACCAACACUCAAUAUUUAUGAUUCAUCAAAUGAAAGGCUUUUACUUAUAUACGAUAAUAAAGAGAUCAUUACAACAACAGUGAAUUUCUAUCUUAAAUCUAGUAAUUGUCAAUGGGCAUUGUAUAAUAAUGAUGCUUUAAAGAAUUCAUUGAGCUUUUAUUUUUAUCCUGAAUUUGAGAUAUCUGAUUCUAAACCAUUUAUUUUUGCUCCUCAUGGAGAAGGAACUUUUGUCAAUAAAAAUUCUAACUAUAUCACACUUGGGUUUGAUUAUUGGGACUACAACAAAGCACGUGUUUCAGGGAAGAUUAAAUUGUUUAUUGUUUCAAGUUAUCAAUCAAACCAUAUAGGUCAUGUCUUGACAACAACAGAUUCAGAUGUAAUUAUGAGACCAAAUUAUCCAAACCAAGUUAUGUGCACAUUAAAGAAUGGAGCUAAAAGAUUUGGAUACAACGGUGGGGAUAAUAACGAGGUUCAAGAAGAUUGUACAUGUGCAAUGGUUGAUGGGAAAUGGGAUAAAGAUGAUUGUGCAGAAUUUUUACAGUAUUUCCAAGUUGUUGUUGAUUGUGAUUAUACAACAUCUACAAACGAGCAUUAUGGAGGGUAUGCCUUUAAAGGAUGUAAAGAAAAUCAAUUACCAACUGUCACUAUUCCUGAAUCAUCAACAGUAAUAUUAGAAGAUAUGAGAGUUAAAGAAAAUGGUGUUCAUUUUGAAGUUAGUGGCAAAUUAACUAUAAACUUAACUAUUCCACCAAAUUGUCCACAGAUUUUACUCAACAAAGUUGGAUCGGGAACAAUCACUAUUAGUAGUGUUACUGUAGAAGGUGAUGUCCCAAUUAACCAGUUAUUAUUUAUAAGUAAUAGUGACAGUGUUAUUGCUGCUGGUUAA